Messenger RNA from Penicillium taxi, 1500 nucleotides. RefSeq names its product FAD-binding oxidoreductase. The transcript is spliced from 5 exons. NCBI's taxonomy places the organism in Eukaryota, Fungi, Ascomycota, Eurotiomycetes, Eurotiales, Aspergillaceae. Bases 1 to 1500 code for a protein of 499 amino acids. Gene Ontology annotation, molecular function: FAD binding. The record is from RefSeq and is a predicted model, not a curated record.
AUGCGUGUUACAACAUUUUUGCUGCCCGUGGCGGCUUCCGCCAUCUCUGUCUCUGUCUCUGUCGAUCUCUCUAAUUCAAUCAGCUAUGGCUGUGAUGCUUUGAAUAAACCAGUCAGUGAUGCUGUAUUUUCGCCCGAUAGCACAGUAUAUGACUACGAGACCAAGCAAUUCUGGUCAAAUACCGAGAUCAUGUCUCCAGCAUGUGUUUUUCGCCCACAGUCCAGUAGUCAACUAGCAGAGGGCUUGGAUGCCCUUGUGAAAAGUAACUCUCAGUUUGCUGUUCGUGGUGGUGGCCACAUGGGUAUUCGGGGUUCAAACAAUAUUAAUGGCGGGGUUUUGAUUGUCAUGUCUAAUCUAACGACUCUGGAAUUGAACGAUGACAAGUCAAUUCUGUCGGUUGGAUCUGCUUAUCGAUGGGCGGAUGUGUACUCCUACUUGGCUCAGUAUGACCUGACUGCUGCUGGCGGUCGUCUGGGACCUGUUGGUGUACCCGGUCUGCUUCUUGCUGGUGGUAUCAACUUUUAUGGUAACCAAGUUGGUUUCUCUUGCAACACUGUUGUAAAUUACGAGGUCGUCUUGGCCGAUGGAUCCAUUGUCGAGGCCAACAAGACCCACAACAAAGAUCUAUUCUGGGCCUUAAAGGGUGGUAGCAGCAACUUCGGCCUAGUCACUCGUUUUGAUUUGGAGACUAUCAAGUCGCGGAAGGUCUGGGCAGGUAGCUACACAGUGGCGGCGGAAUACAUUGAUCGUUUCCUUGCGGCUGCUGCGACCUACGCAUCCGACAUUUAUGAUGCCAAGACUCACAUUGUACCUGCCCUUGUUCCUGGAGAGACAACUCUGGCAUCGGUCAUCCUGUUCUAUGACAGCGAAAACACCACUUACCCUGAUAUUUUCAAGCCUUUCACUGACAUACCUUCUGUGAGCAACACGCUCGAAUUUAAAACCGUUCAAGAAUUUGCCGCUGAGAAUGGGCAGAUGGUUGUUGAUGGCAUCAAUGAUGUCUUUGUUGCCGGAACUGUCAAGGGCACUACCUAUGCUGAGCUCCACCAGGGUAUAAGCAUCAUCAACACUACCUUCUUCAACGAGCUCCCCAAGUUGUACGCCCAAGUCCCAUCUGCAAAUAUUUCCACCAUCCAGCUCGAUUGGCAGCCCAUUGGCGCGGAUUGGAUCAAGGCAUCCGAGGCCGCUGGCGGUAAUGCCCUCGGACUGGACUCAUCGAAUAUUUAUCUGUGCUAUGCCGAGGUUGUCGAGUGGAUCGGAUCAGCUUAUGACGAAAUCGUUGCAGAGUGGUUAGAGGAGACCACUUAUGCCAUCAACAAUGCUACUCAAAAGGCUGGUCUCCACGACGCCUUCAACUACAUUGGUGAUUCAGCUGGCUUCCAGUCUAUCUUCCCGGGUUAUGGUGCAGAGAACCACGAGAAGCUGGUCAGUAUUGCACAAAAGUACGACCCUCACGCUGUCUUCCAGACCAUGAUGCCCGGUGGCUUCAAGGUCUACUAA